Messenger RNA from Chelmon rostratus (copperband butterflyfish), 8087 nucleotides. Its product is annotated as rho guanine nucleotide exchange factor 12-like. Gene Ontology annotation, molecular function: RNA binding; G protein-coupled receptor binding; guanyl-nucleotide exchange factor activity. The transcript has 38 exons. NCBI's taxonomy places the organism in Eukaryota, Metazoa, Chordata, Actinopteri, Chaetodontiformes, Chaetodontidae. Bases 591 to 4967 code for a protein of 1458 amino acids. Gene Ontology annotation, biological process: G protein-coupled receptor signaling pathway; RNA processing. The record is from RefSeq and is a predicted model, not a curated record. Gene Ontology annotation, cellular component: cytoplasm.
GCCGCAGAAACUGCUCCCAGACCAGCAGCGAAUGGACGGACACAAGAGCACAGAACUCAUUUUGGAUUUUGCAGCCAGAGUUUGACGUAAUUCUUCCCGGGACAUCAGGAAUAGCCUGGAGUGUCAUCAUGGAAGUAUUUCCCAAGGAAGAAUAGAGAUUUCCUCAAACUGGACGUGGAGGUAAUGUGAGAAAGUUGUGAAAAACAUCCCAAAGCAAGCUGAGAGCAGUGGCUGAGUUGUCGGUUUUCCAGAUGUCUGUGCUGAUGCAGACAGCGGCUGCUUAAUGAAACACUCACACCCCAGAGAAAAAAGCUGCACUUUUCUUCAUUUAAUGCAACUUUCUGGAUCUCAGCCUCCAUCUGCGUCGCUGCUCAUGAAUAUAUGAGCAAUUUGGGAUCUUAUAGCAAACAAUCCCAUUAGAAUAACGGAGUUUUAAAGUCUCUGCAGGAUUGAACGACGCGUCGACGGUUCUGGAUAUGGACGGACACCGAGGAGAUGAGAUAAAGGAGCCGUUUUAAUCAAGAAGAGCCAGACAUUAUCCUGAAAAUGUUAUUUGGGUGAAGUCCUCGGAAACUCGGAAGAGAAGCUCAAUGAGUGGCACACAGUCAACUCUCACUGACAGGCCCCCAAGCAUUCUCAACAAGGACCCCACAGACAAGAAACCCAAAAAUGAGAAAUCCUCUGGCUCUCUCAAACAUGAGUUUGACCCCACAGGCCUUGUCCAGCGGUGUGUGAUAAUCCAGAGAGAUGAAAAUGGCUUUGGGCUGACUGUAAGUGGAGACAACCCUGUGUUUGUGCAGCUGGUGAAAGAAGAUGGAGCUGCAAUGCGAGCCGGUGUUCAGACGGGAGAUAGGAUCAUUAAGGUUAAUGGGACCUUGGUUACACACUCAAACCACAUAGAGGUUGUAAAGCUGAUAAAAUCGGGGUCCUAUGUAGCCCUGACAGUGCUGGGGAGGCCUCCAGGGCUUCCCCAGAUCCCCCUGGAGGAGGCAGAGGGGGAAGAGAAGGAGGAAGGAGCAGAGGUCAGCUCGUCCACAUCUCUCUCGGCGCCACACUCACCUGCACUGCCAGGCGGGGAGAAAUGCAGCCAUGUGACCAGCGGCACGUCCUGCGGCCCUCAGGAGCACAUCACCUCCGCUCUGCUUGACGGGGCUGAGAACAAAAACAUGCACAGCCAGAAGGCCGACAUCCUGCAAAAGAUGUUAACCAAGGAGCAACAGGACCUACAGGCAAAGGAGGAGGAGUACAGCAGAAACCCCCGACCGAAACUACUGAAGGAGAUCCAGGAGGCCAAGAAGCACAUUUCACUGCAGCAGGAGCAGCUCUGCAAAGCAGCAUUACAGGAUGGAGCCACAUGGUCCAGGAAUACUGAAUCUGAGGAGGGGGACAGCGGGCCUCCUCUGAGGGCGCAGACCCCGUCCUCGCGGGGUGACAGCGGUAACGACGGCUCCUCCACCAACAAUAACUCUAUUCACAGCAGCCCCCUCCAAGAGAGUCCUGGCAAAAGAGAGACACCCUGUCAGAGCCCAGACAUCAGCCGCAGAGACGGCCUCAGCUUCUGCCCAUCGCCGGACACUGAGGACACCCCCGACAUGCAGGACUCCAGUGCUCAGUGCAUUGUGGGUAACCCUCCCUACCUCCUCAACCCUCAGAUCAUCGGAGCAGAAGAUGACUACUUUGACUCUCAGCAAGAGCAGAUUAAUGGAGAGUGCAGCUCUUUUCAGAGUUUAGACUUGCUGAAGUCUCGGCCGGCUCACCUCGCAGUCUUCCUCCAUCAUGUUGUCUCGCAGUUUGACCCUGCGCCUUUGCUCUGUUAUCUCUACGCUGACAUGCACAAGCAAACCAGCUCAAAAGAAAGCCGACGCUUCUUCAUGGAGUUCCACUCACUCUUUAUAGAUCGAGCGGCGAAUCUUAAAGUACCACUGCCAGAGACAAUGGCAGCUGAAUUGGAGAAGCGGAGGUUGGAGUUAAUCCCAGAGGAGCUCUGCAAACAGUACACCCAGGUUUUACAGGACACACUGCUACCAGACCUGCACAAGAACCUGGAAGAUUUCAGACAGAAGCGUAGCAUGGGUCUGACUCUGGCCGAAGACGAGCUGUCUAAGCUGGACUCGGAGCAAGGAAAAGAGGCUUUGGAGAAGGAAUGCUCCUGUGCUGAACACAUCCUCUCCAAGAUAGAGGAUAUCCUGUUGACCUCACAGCCCACAGAAGAGGAGAAGUGCCAAACGAUGCAGUAUGUGAUUCUCACCUAUAUGAAGCACCUUGGGGUGAAAGUGAAGGAGCCUCGCGGCCUCGAACAUAAACGAGCUCGCAUCAAUUUCCUGCCCAAGAUUAAGAAGAGUAUCAAGCCCGAGAAGGAGGGUGAGGAGAAGGUGAAAAAGCCUCGGUUUCCCAACAUCCUCGGCCCUCCUCGGCGUCUGAGCCGAGUAGAUUCUACUUCAGUCGGUAAGGCCGUGGAGCUGAACAAGCAGCGGUCACCAAAGCAGCUCUCCCAGCCAGCCUUCGGCAUCCCUGAGCAGUCGGACUCCUCCGCCCUGAAUUCUGGACGGAUCCGUGGAAAUCAGCUCAGCGAGGGAUCCGACACCAGCACCCAACUUUCACCGUCCACCACCUCCCCGACACACAGCUCGCCCACUGGUCAGGCCUCAGACACCAGUGGACAAGACUCAGACUCCAAUGUGUCUCCAUUCUGCAUCCAGCCCAGACUGGGCGAGGGUCUGCAGGCUGGCGACCACCAGGACGGCAUCUCCAGUCCGACCAGCACUCAGUUUGACUUCAGCCCCUCCAACCUGGAGCAGCUACAGGAGGAAGACCAGGAGGCUUUCGGCAGGAUGGAGGUUCAGUGUGCGGUGAGCUCAGCUGACAUCCAGAGUGAAGACGACCAGGGGGGUGAGAUGGAGUGUGAGGAGGACCCUCUGAACUGGCAGAGUCUGGUCAGCCGAGGUGUCCUAGCAAGCCUGACGCCACAGGAGAUCAAACGGCAGGAAGUCAUCAACGAGCUGUUCUACACUGAGCGAGCACACCUGAGGACGCUGAAGGUGCUGGACUGUGUUUUCUACCAGAGGUUGAACCGAGACGGCAUCCUCCCCCCAGAGGACAUCAAACACAUCUUUAUUAACCUGGAGGAGAUCAUCCAGCUGCACGUUUCUCUAACAGAGCAGAUGACAGCGAUCAGGAAGAGGAGUGAGACAUCAGUGAUCGGUCAGAUCGCAGAUGAUCUCCUGGGAUGGUUCAGCGAUGAGGAAGAGGAGAAGAUAAAGAGAGCAGUGGGAACUUUCUGCAGCAACCAGCCGUCUGCACUGGAGCUCAUCAAGAGCAGGCAGAAGAAAGACCAGAGGUUCACUUUAUUCAUGCAGGAGGCUGAGAGCAACCGUCUGUGUCGCAGGCUUCAGCUCAAAGACUUCAUUCCUGUAGAGAUGCAGAGAGUCACCAAGUACCCGCUCCUGCUGGACAGCAUCGCCAAGUACACAGAAGACGGCGAGGAGAAGGAAAAGGUGAAGAAAGCUGGAGAAUGCUGCAAAAAGAUCCUCAACCACGUCAACCAGGCCGUCAAAGAGGCUGAGAACAAGCAGAGGCUGGAGGAGUAUCAGAGGAGGUUAGACAUCUCGUCCCUCAAACAGAGCGAAAACCCCAUGAUCCUGGAGCUCAAGAAUCUGGACCUGACCAAGAGGAAGAUGGUGCACGAGGGGCCUCUCUGCUGGAAAGUCAACAAAGACAAGAUGAUUGAGCUGUACACGAUCCUCCUGGAGGACAUCCUGGUUUUACUGCAGAAGCAGGACGAGCGUCUGGUCCUUAAAUUCCACGGCAAGAAUCUGGCCAGUGCCGCCGACAGCAAACACAUCUUCAGCCCCGUCAUCAAACUCAACACUGUCUUGGUUCGUCCAGUGGCAACUGACAACAAGUCUUUCUUCGUGCUGUCCAUGUCGGAAAACGGGGCUCAGAUCUAUGAGCUGACGGCCCAGACGGUGUCCGAUCAGAGGACGUGGCAGUGUCGGAUCACACAAUGUGCAGACGCCAUGAAGGCCAAACCUCACAACAGAGACACACCUCCAGCUCAGUCUGAUGCUGAGCGGGAUGCUAUUGAGAUCAUCAAACAUGGGAUGCCCAAGACGAGCAAAGAGCCAAAUGGGACAUCAGGUGGAAGCAUCCAUUUUUCAGAUAAAGACGCCGCCUCCUCUCCAGACAUUCAAAAUCCACCGAGUAUGACCCCGUUCGAUGGCAUGAAAUCAGAAGACGAGGAAGAGGAGCUGGCCAUAGCAGACAGACGGGAGGAAGAGGAGGAUGAUGAAGAGGUGGAUGAAGCAGAACUAGAGGCGUUCCUGGACGGGCAGCUGGCAGACAGACUGCCCUUCCUGCUGGAGGGGUCGCGUCAGGGCAUCGCCAUCGAAAGCCAGGAACACUGUGCAUUCAGUAUACCCCCCUCCAAAGGUGAAGAGGCUCUCAGGACAUUGGCGAUGCUGAAACAGGCUCUUUUCAACCACAUGAUGAGCAGAGAGGCAGAGGAGGAGACAGAGGAGAGGAAGCAGAGUGGGGCCGCUGAGUGUCAGCUGAGCUCUUUGCCUGGGAGCCCUGAGGGGCCCUCAGCUGCGUCUGAUGAGAGCCCAGCGUCUGCAGGUUCACAGAAAGACAACCCUCAGCCCCCUUCAGGGCACGCCGCCAUGUCUGAGACGGCGGAACGCAAUGGUGGUUUUGUGGUUCUGGAUUUCGGCGGGGGCUCUGAGGAGUGCAGCACUGAUGAUGAUGGAGGAGGUGACGUGGGCAUCGACAUGAGGAAACUGCUGUCCUCCUCCUCGCAGACAGGGGGCAGCGGUGGCCCCAACCUCAGCAGGCAGCUCAUGACCCACCUGCGCCUCCUGCAGGCCGACCUGCAGUAUCUGAAGGAGGUGGAGAUGAAGUACAACGAGCUGCGACAAGCACACGGCGAGCUGGCCACCGACUCAGACGACAACAACGAUGGGAUUCAGUGAUGAAAGACUUCCUGCUCUUUCUGUUGGAUGUUUCAUGUUGCUGCAUGAUGACUUUCUCCUGGACGGAUCCUUCAUCUUUAAACAGUGAUGCUGCCCGGUAAUGGAGGCUUAAUGUCUGAUCUCCCACUUCAGGCAUUUGUGACAAUCAGUGCAAGACGUUUUCAUCAUUAUUAGGACCGUUCCACCCUAAACUGAGGAGAGACACUGUGGAAUCACCUGAGGACAAUUCAGUCGCUUUUUGCUAUAACAACAACCAGCUGCAUAAAUUAUCUUAAACACUGGAGAUAUGAAGUGGAAAGUGGUGUGAGGUCACACAGCAGAGAAGCAUUCAGACAUGAACAGAGACAUGAAGACUGCGAGAGUGACCGGGACGAUUCUCUGAGGAUGAAGAAGGUAGAUCGCCUUGUUCGGGACUCACCAUCUGCAAUAAGAAAUAACCUCUACUGUGCAUAUUCAGCCCAACAUGCAGUUGAAGAGGCUUAACGAUAAACUUACUUAUUUUGUAACAGCACUGAAAAGCAGCCGUUAGAUGCCAAUAUGUCCUCUCACCACACUGAUUAUUAUGCUUUUAAAUUCUGCAACAUUCACAAAAGUCGUGCAAGAGGCUCUUUCAUCCAUUCCUACCAUCUCACAAAAGUACCUCUUUAUUGUAUAUCUUUAGCCUAGCUUAGCAUAAGCAGCUAGCCUGACCAUAACACUUUAUAUCUUGUUUGUUUCAACAGUGCACAGAGAAAUGUAAUAAUGACAGUUUAUGGUUUUCAGGGGGUGUUGCAGAUGUUGCACAAAAGUGCUGAGUGGAUGAAAUAAUUCCAGCAUAUAACUCCCAUUAUAACCACAAAUAGUUUUUCUAUAUGAUUCUGUGUGUAUUAUUGUUCAUUAAUGGGUUUUAGAGGCUUUUGUAGGCAUAUUUUUGACCUUUGAGCAGAGCCAGGCUAGCUUUUCCCCCCUACUUUAACUGUUUGUGCUAAGCUAGGCUAACCACGUCCUGAAUCCAGCUCUGAACUUAACUUGCAGACAUGACAGUGAUAUUGAUCCUCUUGAGCAAAUAAGAAUACUGUAUUUCCAAAAGUGCAAAUUUAAGUAUUCCCUCUGGCACAUGAAUAAUAUACCAUUUAAAAUGAGUUAUUAGGUGCUCAUACUCAUCAUUUAUUUUUGGGACUGGCCACAAAUUGUCAUAUUUCUUGUUUAUCGGUUGUCUUCUUGGUUUGAAUGUAAAGACAUAAAAAUGAAAUGUUCUUUAGCAGCUGACUUUUAAAUUUCCUAUAGCACUUGAAUGUAGCAUAAUAUAGCAAACAAACAGAUCCAACAGUUCAGCAGAUUCACGGAAUAAACAAACGAUACAGGAUGCUGAACGGACGGAUGGAGGUAAAAACAGAAAUGCCUUCUAGCCUCUUUUUGUUUUUAAAAUUGGAGUUUGGCACCAGGCAGGAGGGAAACGGAUGUGGCAAAUACAGUUUUUUUUCCUGAAGCUGCAUGAAUCUAAGAGCACAACACAACAUACACAUAGAAGCAAGCUUUUCAGAGCGUGUGCACAUGUGAAUUCACUGAAUUUAACUUAAUGGUAGAAUUUAUUUUCCUUUUGUAUUCCAGACCUUUUUUCUGGCCUUCAUGAUGGCGAAGUGAUCGACUAACCUGAGUGCAGUUUUCCACCUCUUUUGUACUUUGUCAAACACUAAAAACUACAAUCUUUUAUUCCCUUGAAAUAUUGUCAGGAGGUUUUCUGCAGGUUCGUUUCAGUUCCUGCAACAGGCUGCUCAUAAAAGCCGCGUUCAGCUUGUAACACCAGCCUGUCGUCCCUUUAGGUACAAGCUUCAAAGAUUCACUCAUCACGUCAAUGGUUGGACUGACCACAAGCCACAAGACUGCACAGAAGACAUUAUGGCUUUGAUUUAUGAAAGAAAUAUACAAAAAAAUUAAAAAGAAAAACAAACCUGAAAAGAAUAUAUAGAGAAAAAAAGGUUGUUAUGAGCUGUAAAGGAAUAUAAUGUACAUUUAUGACUGUAUAUCAAAGGUUUUCUGUGUUGUUGUGUUUUUUUACACCAUGAAAUCAUGUAAUGUUAUAACAAAAACUACUUAAGGAGAAGUUUAAGUGUCCACGCAGCACUAAUCUGUUUUAUAAAUGUUCUAUUCAAAGUGUUUUAUUUUAUUAUAUCUUUAUUAACCCUGUUAACGUGUUUAAAAAGCUCCUUUAAGAUGAGGAGGGUUUAAGCUGUCGUUAAAAAUGAAGGGAAAGGCUGAAACAAGCAUCAUUUCUUCUUCGAUGGUCUUGGGUGGGGAGUCGGUUUUAAUGACGGCAUCUUAUUUAUCUUAUCUUAUCAGUUCCUUUACAAGCUAUCUGUAAGUCUUGAAAAUCCUUGAAAAGCCUUGAGUCAGCAGCGUCAGACCUGGAGCAAACACCAUCACUACUGCAGCUGCAGAAGGAAACUCAUCCACAGACAAGUGUCGGUUUCAGCUAAAACUUUAAUUAACUUAAACUGACUCAUUUUAAUUGGCUUAACUCAUCCAUCCAUCCUGGAAACAACUUAAAAAGUGAUCUGAUAAUAAAUAAUUCUACACCAUAUUGCCCCCACUGGUUUCCCAUCAUGCUGUGGUAGGAAACAGGUAUUAAAUGUGAUUUAAUGUGAUAUUACAAAUUUAAAUUCAGUGUGUUGAACCCUGCAGAGACCCUACUUUAGCUCUUGCAAAUGUUACUCAAAAAGCUGUAAAUGUUGUAUUUGUUGGGGACUAUUUUCAGUUGUGGAUUAAUACAGAUCGUCCUUGUGCAAGUAGCUGCACGAUGAUCCAGAGGGGUCAUGAGGUUUUUUUACAAAAUGGCAAAAAAAGAUGCGUACAGAUGUGGCACCUGUAGAUUGAAUGGAAAUCAAUGACAAAUAACAAAGUGACAGUUACUGCUAUUAUUUUAAUGUUAUUUCUUUCAUAGAAAGCUGAUUCACAUCUCAGCUUGUGAUGGGCGACUCUGUUGCAGCUGAAAACAUGUAAAAAUGUAAGUGAGCGCUGGUUUGGUGGAUUGAGGUAAAGUGAAAUGUAUGGCUGACAGCUACAAGAGAAGAUGACUCCCAGAUGUUUCUCUUUCCUAAUGUGGCAUGAAAACAUUAUGGCAGCAGCAUCAGUCACACCGAC